Molecule: messenger RNA, 2960 nt
Organism: Cotesia congregata
Lineage: Eukaryota; Metazoa; Arthropoda; Insecta; Hymenoptera; Braconidae
Source: the annotation of a GenBank genome assembly
UAUAACUUGGAUUGUCAAGUUCAACAUUUGUGUUAGUGUCUAAGUCUAGUGAUAAUUAACCAUUAUAAAUAACAAUAAUAAAUUUAAUGGAUAUUAAAUUAUAUAAAAAAAUGUAUUUUAAUUAUUAGACUCUAAAAUUAUUUAUAAAUACGUGGAUAAUUUUAUUGACGGCUGGAAAGUUACCAUUUAAUUUAAGAAGUGAAGGGAAUGGGACAGAAGUGACUUUGGAGUCACCGAUCAUCUGUUAUUUGUUUGUCUACGUCGUUAUUAUUAAACAAACCAUAAUAUUUUAUAAAAUUGGGAAUAAUAACCAACGACAAUAAAACGAGUUGAUAAAUUCGCUAUGAGUUUUAAGAUAUUUAAAGUAUAUAUAUAGUCAUCUAACAAGAGGCAUGGAUCAGUAUCAUGAUAUGAAUGAUAAUAUUAAUAUAAGUGAUGUCAUUGAAGUGAUUCAAACAACGGAUCCAGAAUUUGUCGAGGAGGCUAGAUGUCGGAAUCAACAUCAACAGCAACAGCAACAACAAACUUUGAAUAUGUUAUCUGGUGGUGGAGUAGAGACGGUAAAACCAGUUCUUGCUGGUAACACAUCAAGCAGGGUUGGAUCAUAUGUUGAAAUAAUAGAACAACCCGCGAGUAAGGCCCUUCGAUUUCGAUAUGAAUGUGAAGGUCGAUCUGCUGGAAGUAUACCAGGUGUUAACAGUAUACCUGAAAAUAAAACAUUUCCUAGUAUAAGAAUAGUGGGAUAUAAAGGACGAGCAGUUGUCGUAGUAUCAUGUGUAACGAAAGAUCCACCGUACAGACCUCAUCCACACAAUUUAGUUGGUAAAGAAGCAUGCCGACGUGGUGUUUGUACCCUGGAGAUAUCUUCGGAAAAUAUGACUGUGACUUUUGCAAACUUGGGGAUUCAGUGUGUCAAGAAGAAAGACAUUGAAGAAGCACUGAGAAUCCGGGAAGAAAUUCGUGUUGAUCCUUUCAGAACUGGUUUCAGUCAUAAAAGACAACCCGCAAGUAUUGAUUUAAAUGCAGUUAGAUUAUGCUUUCAAGUAUUCCUUGAAGGAACUGAGCCAGGAAAGUUCACCGUGCCACUGACACCGGUUGUAUCAGAUCCUAUUUAUGACAAAAAGGCAAUGUCUGAUUUAGUAAUCUGCAAACUAAGUCACUACAGUGCGCCAGUAGCGGGUGGUAUGGAGAUGUUAUUGUUGUGUGAAAAGGUCGCUAAAGAAGAUAUUCAAGUACGGUUCACUGAAGAACGUGACGGUCAGAUUGUUUGGGAAGGAUUUGGUGAUUUUCAACCAUCACAUGUUCACAAGCAGGUAGCGAUAUCAUUCAGAACACCGACAUAUCGCAUCCAACAAGUAGAACAUCCAGUACAAGUUUACAUUCAGCUAAGAAGGCCCUCAGACAGCGCAACUAGUGAAGCACUACCGUUUCAAUUUUUACCACUUGGUGCAGAUGAUCCAGACUAUCUUAAACGAAAGAGGAAAAAACUUAAUAACAGUCCUAGCUUACUUGUACAACAAGUACAAGCUGAAGUUAAUCAACAUGGAGUGGGAAUUCACAAUCAUCAAAUGCAAUACAACUUUAAUCUUAUAAAACCGGAACCAACGGACAGUUUGUACCCCUCAAUGGCAGGAGGUUCAUCUUCACCAAUGUAUCCAGUUGGUAGUCCAAUUUCACCAUCUAAUUUACAUACUUUAAGACAAAUAAGGUCUCCAAGACGCACACCAUCGCCUAUGGGUCCUUCCUACUCAAUGCAACAGCCACAGACUUUAACUCCACAGUACCAUUCACCAUCGGGCCAUGCUAGCCCUAAUUUACCAGCUCAGUUGAUGUAUAAUCAAUCGAUAUCAUUAAGUAGAGUUACACCCGAACCAUCUCAAGAUGUUCCAGGAAUAAACCAUCAAGGAUUCCACAAUCCCUUGGUUAAUGCUGAAAAUGUUAACAAUCUACUUGACUUUGGAAUUAACCAAUGUAGUUUUGACAUAAACCAAUUGAGCGGCAGUUUGAACCCCCUCGACUCAGAUGACUUGGCAGUACUGGGAAAUGCAUUUACUGAAAGUUUUUCUAGCGGUUUAUCAUUAUCAGAUUCCCAAAAUAAGGUAAUCAAAUAAACCCAAUUAAAUAUAUAUUAAAACCCAAGCAUGUAAAAAACGGAAGUUUUAUAAUGAUGAUGAAAUAAAAAGCCCCAAGAUAAAAAUAAUAACCAAUUAAUUCUUUUUUUAGGCCCAAAAAGUCGAACCAAAUGCUGCAGGGGAAGGCUUAAAUAUGACCGACAGUUUCACCAAAUUAACCAAUAGCACCAUACAAGAACUCUGUACUCUAAAUAAUCUAUACAAACCCAUGCAAGAAUAAUAAUACUAUUCAUAGAUAUAUUAUAUACAUAUAAUAUAGCAAAAAUUUUAAUAAUUUGAUACUACAUCAAAAAUGUACUCAUCUGUUAUUUUAAGAUCUCAUUGUGUCAAUCUUUAAAUAACGAGAUUUAUAACGAUAAUUGAUAUUUUUCAUGAGAUUAAUAAUAAUAAUAAUAAUACUAGAGUGUUAAAUUUGUUACUAAUUUUAACACAAAAAAUUAGUCUUCUAUAAAGCUCAUGCUCAUGACAAUUUUAUUUAUUACUUUGAUUUUAAAUAAAUCAGUUAUUACCAAAGUAAUAAUAAUUGAGAUGUAUAGAAGUAAAAUCUAUCCAAAAUUGCAUUACAGGGCAGGACCCUUUCAAAAUUAUCUUAUAAAGAAAAUAAAAAAAAAAAUUAUUCUCGUGAUACAAUGCAAGUACAACUAAAAAUAAUUUUUUUAGCUCUAAAAUUAAAUAAAAUAACUACAAACAUACAUACCAAUGUCGUAGUUACUAAAAAUAAAUAAUAAUAUACACUGUAGUUUUAGUUUUAAAUUUAGAAAUAAAAAUUGUACAUACUUUAUUAUUAAUUUCUAUCUGCUGUAAAAAAAUUUUAUAAUUUAAUAAUUU